AUGUACGCCCAGGGCUUGCCCCCUUACCUAUGGGAAGGCUUCCCGUCGGAAUCCGUACCUGUGGCUCUCCAUGCUGCGCUACGGGCACGAGAUAUGCGAGCCAUGCCAUAUGGCUUGGGAGAAGGUUGCCCCACUGAGGCUGGUGUCGCCUGGAUUGAGUUUCCCACGAGUCCCUCGGUUCAGCAUCUUGGCCAUGAGGCAAGGGGAGUCCACCUCGGUCGGCCUCGCCGUAUGGACGGUGAUAGUUAUAUGCCCUCUGCCUUUCGAGUCCUCGCUUCGGAUGGCACCAUCAAUCCCUGCGCUUCGACAUUCCCCCAUGACCACAUUCCAUUCGCUGAGUUUCGGAUGGCUCGUGGCGGUCUGCCACUAACAUGCAUGGAAGCACGGGAGAAGCACACCCUCCCGGCUCGCGACUAG
Molecule: messenger RNA, 417 nt
Organism: Penicillium nucicola
Lineage: Eukaryota; Fungi; Ascomycota; Eurotiomycetes; Eurotiales; Aspergillaceae
Exons: 2
Coding region: 1-417 (138 amino acids)
Source: RefSeq, a predicted model, not a curated record